AUGGAUGAGUCUGAUCCCUAGACUCAAGUUAGAUCAUCUGAAAUGAUCUAGGAUUUGGAAUUCACUGUGGAAUUACUUAAGAUUUACUACGAUAAAGCUUUCCCAUACGACAAGAUGUUCGAUUGGCUUUCAUAUUUCAAGGUUAGCAAGAAGCAGAAUAGGUUACAGUCAUUGGAAGAUGGAGUAGACUCAGAGUAUUUCUACAACAGAGAGUUUUCCUUCACUCUUGAGAAUGAUGUUUACUGUAGGUACCUUUGCUUUAAGAACCCUACUGACCUAAAGGAUGCUCUUGUCUCUAGAACUCCACAUAAAAUCGAUAUUGGGGCAAUUUUCAACAUUCCGCCAAAAAAUCAUUUGAUUACAGAAAAGAAGGUGUUCAUUCCUCUAGAGAAGGAAAUGGUGUUUGAUAUCGAUAUGACUGACUAUGAUAAUGUUAGAACAUGCUGCACUGGAGCUAAAGUUUGCAAAAAAUGCUGGGCUUACAUGGCUUGUGCCACUUAAGUUAUCAAUAAUGUCCUCACUCAAGAUUUUGGAUUUUCAUCUUUACUCUGGGUUUUCUCUGGUCGUAGAGGUAUCCAUUGCUGGAUAGGUGAUGAAAGUGCAAGAUAGAUGACAAAUGAGAUGAGAUCUGCAGUCACAGAGUAUCUCUUCCUUGCAACUGGCAAUGAGAUGGGUGGUGGCUUUGAUUUGGGAUACCCUCUUCACCCAAUGCAUCAGAGAGCUUACAAGUUUUUAAGCAAGAGAUUUGAAUAGAUCGUUAUCAUUGACCAGGAUUUGCUAGCUCACGAAGCUCAUCAGAAGAAAUUCCUUAAGCUAUUGCCUUAGAAUGUGGCUAAUGAACUUCAAUCUAGAAUGAACAGAGCUUAAACAAGUUAGGAAAAAUGGAAGUUAUACAAGGACACCCUAGAUAAAUUACAUGCUUCAGGAAAGACUGCAAGUUAAAAGCAUGAUCCAAUUAUGAUCAAGUUGGUGUUCACCUAUCUGUAUCCAAGAAUCGAUGCUAAUGUCAGUAAGGGCAUAAACCAUUUGCUCAAGUCGCCUUUCUGUAUCCAUCCUAAAACAGGCAAGGUCUGUGUUCCAUUUGACCCCAUGACAGUCGACAAUUUCGAUAUUCAAAAUGUCACAACUCUUUCCAAAGUAAUAAAUGAUAUCGGGAAUAGCAAGGAUGGAAGUAUCCCUUGUCUCAAGGAAUCUUUAGCCGUGUUCCAAACAUUCCUUAAUAAACUCAAAGCAGACUCAUAGAAUGAACUCAAAAAAUAUAAAGAAAAAGAGCAAAGUACAGAUUUCUGA
This is a messenger RNA of Stylonychia lemnae, 1290 nucleotides long. Lineage: Eukaryota; Ciliophora; Spirotrichea; Sporadotrichida; Oxytrichidae. The record is from the annotation of a GenBank genome assembly.